Rubroshorea leprosula is the source of this 886-nucleotide messenger RNA. The record is from the annotation of a GenBank genome assembly. NCBI's taxonomy places the organism in Eukaryota, Viridiplantae, Streptophyta, Magnoliopsida, Malvales, Dipterocarpaceae.
UUUCCAAAUAAAAAAUAAAAAAUUCAAUCUUGGUUUAGGGAAAAAUCAUGGGGCGGAGAAAGAUUGAAAUGAAAAUGGUGAAGGACAGCAGCUCCAGGCAGGUAACUUUCUCAAAGCGUCGUACCGGGCUAUUCAAGAAGGCCAACGAGCUCGCCACCCUCUGCGCUGCUCAGGUGGUUAUUGUGGUUUUCUCCCCUGGUGGGAAACCCUUCUCCUUUGGCCAUCCCACGGUGGAGGAGGUGGUGGAGCGCUUUCUAAAUCAAGGUACUCCUACCAAACCUUCUAUUCCUAACUUACUACGCGACACUCCUCAAGACGAGCGAGACAUCAAGAAGCUUAACCACCAACUCUCCAAGCUUCUCAAGGAAUUGGAGGCCGAGAAACAGAAGGGAGAAAUGUUAGAGAAGGAAAAGACCAAAGUUAAGGGUGCUGAAAAUUUCCAAAAACCAAUCAGCGAUCUUAGCCUCGUGGAGCUUCUUGACCUGAAGAAAUUCAUGGAGGGACUCCAAGCGAAGUUGUGGAGCCGUGCUGAUGAAAUGGAGGUAUCGUCAUCUCUGCUCCUCCUCUCACAGAAUCCUGUUUCAAACAAAGCUGAGAAUUAGUGAACCUAGCUGCAACAAAAAUGGUGUGUCUAACAAUGUCUUUAAAAUGACCUAUUUUCAACAGAGGUUGCUGUGGACCAUCUAAAUUAGAAAGGAAAAAAGUGGGAAACUUUGGUAUAAAUUGUCCAAUUAGGCAAUAAUAUUUGCUCAAUCGCUUUCAGUUUUUCCUUUUCUUGAUCAUUUCUUUCCCUUUUCAUUAGGUAACUAGGACUGAAAUUUUGGCUGCAACCUUUGGUGCUUUGCUUCAAUUAGUUAGUAACAGUGAAUAUAUCUUACUUGGCUUC